This is a messenger RNA of Crotalus tigris (Tiger rattlesnake), 3753 nucleotides long. RefSeq names its product gastrula zinc finger protein XlCGF57.1-like. The transcript has 5 exons. Gene Ontology annotation, biological process: regulation of DNA-templated transcription. Lineage: Eukaryota; Metazoa; Chordata; Lepidosauria; Squamata; Viperidae. The coding region runs from base 252 to 2675 and encodes 807 amino acids. The record is from RefSeq and is a predicted model, not a curated record.
CUAGGAUGCAGCACUCUCUAAGAUUCUGAGGGGAUAGGAGGGCGGGACAAGCGGAGGCGGGAGCGACUUGCGGCUGCUCUUCUCCGCCUCAGAAGCUCUGAGGAACCGGAGCCCCGCCCCUUAUCGCCCCCCAUGAAACAGGGAAAGGGGCGUGGCAAGGGGAGGAGUGUCUGAGGAAGGGUCCGCCGUGAGCGAAGGCCGCCUCAGAGGGAGCUUUCCCCAGUUGGGGCCGCGACGAAGCGGGAGGCCGAAUGGCGGCCCCGGGAUCUCCGGAGGCGGGAGCAGCAGCGGCCCUUCAGGAGGGGAGCGGCGGCGGCGGCAGCGACCUGAGCGGCCACCCCGGGGGGUCCCGCAGCUCAGAGGCCGAGCGCCGGCGCUUCCGCAGCUGCCGCCCCCGAGAGGCCGAGGGGCCCCGGGCGCUCUGCAGCCGCCUUCACCGGCUGUGCCGCGGAUGGCUGCGGCCCGAGCGGAGCGGCAAAGCCGAGAUGCUGGACCGGGUGGUGCUGGAGCAGCUGCUGGCCCUGCUGCCCCCGGAGCUGGCGGGCUGGCUGCGGGAGUGCGGGGCGGAGAGCUGCGCCCAGGCGGUGGCCCUGGCCGAGGGCUUCCUGCUCGCCCCGCCGCCCUCCUCCGCCCCCCGGGAGCCCCCGGGAGAGGGCCGGCAGGAAGAUACUCCUGGAGGAAGAGAUAGAACAGGAAAAAGUUCAUCCACAAAGAAGGAAACACUACACCUAUCAAGAAACGGGGAGAAGAUGCAGGAGCUGUUCACAAGGGAGAUCCCAGCAGAGCUCCAAGAAAGAGGAGACCAACCCAGUCCUUCUCAAGAGCUAUUUUUCAGGAGGAUCCAACAUGGGCCACCUUGUCAGGGCUCUAAUUCCUUUGAAGAGAUGGCUGUGGACUUCACAGAGGAGGAGUGGGCACUGCUGGAUCCCAGACAGCGGGCCUUAUGCAGUGAAGUCCUGCUGGAGGUUUCUAGGAAUAUGGCUGCUCUGAAAGGUGAUGGGCUGGAGGAGGAGAAUGACGAGCAGGUGAGGUUAAUGCCACUACAAACAACAAAGCAUGAAGUGGAAGAAGUAAUGGUUAACUGUGAAGGGGAUCCAAAAAGUCAAGGGAGAAGACACUCACAAGACAUGGGCGACAGGUUCCCGACUUCUCUUCCUGUUGGAAUCCAUAGCUUCCUGACCCAGAAAGGGAAGAAAAAGGAAAAUUCCAGCAAAAGGGAGGAAAAUAGGUUUGAUUUGCACGAGUAUAGCAGAAGUCAGACCAAAGGCUUUAUAACUUAUGGAAAAUACGUCAAUAAUUUAUUCUCUCUUACUUUUCUUAAGAAACUGUAUAGGAAAUACAGAUCACAUACAUCCCUAAAAGUUGGUAAGGAUUUCAGUCUGAGCAGAGACAUGAAAGUGUGCAUGAAGUCUGGAAAGAGCUUCAGCAUCAACAAUAUUUUUAAUCACCAUCAGAGGAUCCACAAAGGGGAGAGAACAUAUAAAUGCAUGGAGUAUGGAAAAAGCUUUUGUCAGGAUAGAACACUUACUCAUCAUAAAAACAUCCACGCUGAGGAGAGACUAAAUAAACGGUUGGGGUGGAGAAAGAGGUUUAUUGACAAUAGAAAUAUUAUUUCCUGCCAAAAGAUCCACACAGGCGAAAGACCAUAUAAAUGCCUGGAGUGUGGAAAGGCAUUUACUAGGAAAGGACAUCUUACUUGUCAUGAAAGGAUCCACACAGGAGAAAAACCUUAUAAAUGUAGUGAGUGUGGAAAAGCCUUCAGAACAAAUGGUCAUCUAAUUCGUCAUCACAGGACCCACACAGGGGAGAAAAUGUAUAGUUGCAGGGAGUGUGGAAAGAGAUUCAUUGAGAAUAGAGAUCUCAUUACCCAUCAAAGGAUCCACACAGGUGAGAGUCUGUAUAAAUGCCCAGAGUGUGGAAAGAGCUUUACUCAGAAAGGACAGCUUAAUUCUCAUCAGUGGGUUCACACAGGGGAGAAACCUUAUAAAUGCCCAGAGUGUGGAAAGGGCUUCAGUACAAACUGUAAUCUGGCUCGACACCAAAAGAUCCACACAGGGGAAAGACCAUAUAAGUGCUUGGAGUGUGGAAAGCGCUUUCUUGACAACAAAGAUCUUACUCGCCACCAAAGGAUCCACACGGGGGAUAAACCGUAUAAAUGCCUGGACUGUGAAAAGAGCUUUGCCCAGAAAGGACAACUUAAUUCUCAUAGAAGAAUCCACACUGGUGAGAGACCAUAUAAAUGUAUGGAGUGUGGAAAGCAGUUCAGUCAGAAAGGAAAUCUUACUGAUCAUGAAAGAAUCCACACAGGGGAGAAACCAUAUAAAUGUACUGAGUGUGAAAAGAGCUUUGCAAAGAAAGGACAGCUUAAUUCUCAUAAAAGGAUCCACACAGGGGAGAGACCACAUAAAUGCAUGGAGUGUGGAAAGAGCUAUUUCGAUCAAAGAGACCUUACACGCCACCUAAGGACUCACACAAGGGAUAACCCGUAUAAAUGCCUAGAAUGGGGAAAGACCUUGAUUGUCAACAAAGACCUUAUUUGCCAACAAAGUAUCUACACAAGGGAGGAACCGUAUAAAUGCACUGAGUGUGAAAAAGGAUUUAAUGACUACAGCAUCUUUAUUUGUCAUAAAGGGAUCCACACAGGAGAAAAUGGAAUGUGGAACAAGCUUCAUUGAGAAUUGUGCACUUAGUUCUAAUAAAAAGAUUAACACAAGAAAAAUCAUAUAAAUCCAUGGAAUGAGCUUCAUUUGAAACAGUCAACUUACUCAUCAUCAAAGGAGUCAGACCUGGGAGGAAGCUUAUUAUUGUAUGCAAUGUGCAAAGAUCUUUGGUUUGAAGUGGAAACCUACUUUCCAAACAUCCUGUAAGGACCUGGAUGAGCUGUCUCUCUCAGGAAAGUAUAACUCUUGAUGCCAUGUGUUUAAUCAAAAGAACUUUUACUGAGAAACAGUGGUUGUAGCAAAGUCAAGUGGAAUCUAACAUUCCCAUGCAAAGCACCAAACUAUUCUUCCCCGCAAAGCCCAUCCCCCCUGGCCAGUCCACCAACAACCAAUACUGUGCUGCAAGGUUGUUUUGAGAGCACUGAUGUAUAGGACAGAUAAUGGGUCAUCUUCAGGGCACCUUGGAACCAGGCUGAAACUGUCUGGGAAGGAGCCCGUCCUCCAUGUGGUUGCAGCAAAGUGAAAGCAUGCAAAGAAUGCUCCCCCAGAACAUUGUCCUCCUCCCACCAAAAUGGCAGGAGGGGGAUCUGACAUGCUGCCCCUCCCAAAGAGAAGGAUUAACCCUGCAAAAGAUGGAAGACAAAAGACAAUUACAACAAUCAUUUAGCUUUAUUAGGAUAUUGAUUAUGAAAAAGUUUCAUUAGCCUAGGGGCUCUAACAUGCUGAGAAUUAACCCAUUCAUUCUGGCUGGUAAGAAUGUCCUUCCAUGCCACUAAAUGUUGGAGGUUUCCCCUGUGCUUAUGGGAAUCCAAUAUCUCCUUCGCCUCAAAGUAUAGUUCAACCUUCAUCAUUAAAGGCUUGGAAACCGGGAGAGGGACUGGCCUAAGGGGCAAGGAAACCUUGAGUUUCAAUAAACUACAAUGAAAAACCAGAUGGACCCAGUGCAAUGACUUUGGCAAGUCUAAUUCUACUGUGACAGUUAAUCAGGUGUUUGAUGGGGAAAGGUCCCACAAACUUAGGUCUGAAUUUCUUGGAAGGUUGAAGUGACUGCAAAUAGUGAGUAGAUAGAUAAAUAUAAUCUCUCACUUUAAAA